AGUAAGUCUCUUAACUUAUCUUUCUUCUCUCUAUCUUCUCUGUGUGAUUUGGUUAGUCAACUGCUAGCUGUCAGUGCCAGUGAUAAGAACGUACAGCCAGAGAAAACAGUCAACGCCUUACAGAGAUGUCUGCUGUUCCCUUCUUCUCCAAACACGGAAUACUACUUCUUCUAGGCUCCAUCUUCCAAUAUGGUGUAGGUGUUCCUCUGAUCAUCAACAAGAGAGUGGGGGACUCCGUGGAGCUGCUGGCAGGCUUAGAGAUGGGACAUUUCAAAUCCUUGGAGUGGAAGUAUAUGGGAAAGGAUAUUGCAGAAUUCAAUUCAGAUGUUGUAUAUUCACCUGCAUCCCAGUUUAAGGGGAGACUAAAGAUGAAUGCCAAAAACUACAGUUUAACAGUCAGAGAACUGACACUGCAAGACUCAGGGGAUUUUCUACUUACAGGCGAAGGGGACAAAGGUCAGAUUGACAGUAAGACCAUCACUCUGAAGGUCCACGAGCCUAUAUCCAAGGUGGCGAUCCAGACAGACAUCAAGUUCUUGGCCAACCACUCCUGUAUGGUGCUGCUGGUGUGCAAUGUGUCCUCCUACCCCAACAUUACCUACACCUGGGAGAGAGACAAUGAGAUCUAUGGGGACGCCCAGCAGAUUCACUUCUCUCUCUCACCAGCAGAGAGAGACAUCAGUGUAAAGUGCAACGCCUCCAACCUCGUCAGUUGGAAAACUGACUCUGCAACAGUAAAGUGUAGUAAUGACACAUCCACCCGAGGUACCUAG
This is a messenger RNA of Oncorhynchus masou masou (cherry salmon), 773 nucleotides long. Its product is annotated as SLAM family member 8-like. The coding region runs from base 126 to 773 and encodes 215 amino acids. The transcript is spliced from 3 exons. NCBI's taxonomy places the organism in Eukaryota, Metazoa, Chordata, Actinopteri, Salmoniformes, Salmonidae. The record is from RefSeq and is a predicted model, not a curated record.